Molecule: messenger RNA, 8215 nt
Organism: Aedes albopictus (Asian tiger mosquito)
Lineage: Eukaryota; Metazoa; Arthropoda; Insecta; Diptera; Culicidae
Exons: 3
Coding region: 1232-7654 (2140 amino acids)
Biological process (GO): DNA integration
Molecular function (GO): nucleic acid binding
Source: RefSeq, a predicted model, not a curated record
AUAAGGUAUCUGAUUCAGAUGGAAGAAGUGGACUAAAACGGUCAUUUCGUUGUGAAUUUAGGUAAUUCACAUUUUUGUGCACCUGUAGGGCCGGGUAUGGGGUCGAAAACCCUAUCUUUAAAAAAUACCACAUACUUGUUUUGAGUAUUGACAAGUACUGAUGUGUAAUUACAGGAUGAUAAAUGCCUAAUAACACUAACAGUAACCUUCAUUUUAAAUGAUAAACGCCGAUCAUCAAAACGGAGACGAACAACUCAAAAGAAACUUAAAAUAACCCUCGUAUCAACAACAUCCAACGGCAGCGAUCGUCUUUUCUUCUUGAAACACUUGAAAAAACACAAAACUCUGACUGCAUGAAUUUUUGUCGCAUGUCUAACCUACACAGGAAGAAAUUCUGAAAACUAUACUUGACGUAAAUAUUAAAUUUUACAUAAAAUAAAUUUUUGCACGCAAAAUUGUAAGCAAGUUCCAUACUGCAGACAACCUGUAAUUUUACAAUCCGAAGGAGAAUUGUGUUAUAAGCGACAGGCCCGUGAACAGAUGUGGCGCCAAGGGAGGUGUUAACUACGCCUGGUCGACCCGAUCUAAUUCUACACCACUGUGUAACACACACGGUGGUGAUCCAGUGACUGUAUGCGGGACGUCCAACGUGGUGGCAAAGAUACAAUAGACUGUCGGUUUUCAAUCAUAUUACAUCAUUGCUUGCGAAUUGUUUAGUAGUACGUUGCCGCUGCACAUUAUGUAAUCUUUUUUAGAUAUUAAUAUUGAGCCUAUCUAACUUAAUGAAUUUAUUUCCUAGAGUACGCCAUAAUUUCUACACUUGAGAGUGAAUUCGGUUUCAAUUAAGAUUUGUUGGGUGAUACAGUUUCGAAGGUGAGCAUACAUAUGCUGUAUAAGAUUAGGUGCAAUUUGUUGACAUUAUAACUUGUUGCUAUAUGAUUAGGAAUUAAUAGUUGAGCAAGAGGCCUGCAAGUUAAUCCUAGAAAAGACGUUGGCUGGUAUAGUUUGAAAGGGGUUCCACAAUCGUCCGACAAGGGACACUGUUGCGAGAGUUACGAUCUGAGGCUGGAUCACUAAGAGUAAGCUCGUUAUGAUUACGCAGAGGAGUAAGAAUGCUAAUGAAUUUGUAUUUUUAGGAAUUUUAUAAUUUAUCCCACCUUGAGAAUAAAUUCAUUGAAUUUAGGUCCAGUAUCCUCAUUGCCUUCGCAACAUUUUAUAAAAUUCUCUUAAAAUGUCGAGACAAUCAGCGGCUGUUGGAACGAAUACUGAUGGAACACCGCUACCUGGCCGCGUCGAUGGAUACGACCAUGGAGUUGCAGGGAUCACGGCCAGCGGCUCGAAUAGUACACCUUCUGUUGCCAUCGUACCCCCUCCUAGCACUGGAUUCAAGGUAAAUGUUGAUGUUGCCAAUAAUAACGUAAUCGGAGUAGCCGGUACAAGCUCUGGAAAUCCUGUCAAUAUCGGUCAAACAAACACCAUUGUCAACGCCGGUACCGCGAAUAACGUUAGAAGGAAUCCGUUACGCGAAGUUCGUAGGAAUGUAGAUUAUAGGUGUCAGUUGUGUGAGAUACGUGACAAUGAAGAAAUGGUGCAGUGUGAUGGUUUCGAUAGGUGGUUUCACUUCGUAUGCGUUCAUGUGACGGAAGACAUCGCCAAUGUAAGCUGGGUGUGUCCGAUUUGCAAAGCUUCUUCGUCUAUCGUGCCCCCCACCAAUGCCGACCGCAUAGCUGAUAGGCAGCGAAACGUAGCCUCCCAAAGGAAGACCACAUCAUUACGGUCGAACAGCAAGGCCAGCUCAAGAAGCGAAGCGAGGCGGUUAAGAGAACUGGAGAUGAAACAACUGGAGGACGAGUUUGAGUUAGAAAAGCGUUUCUUGGAGCGAAAGUAUAAGCUUCUGAAAGAGUGUGUAAGCGAAACAUCGUCUGUGACUGAGGAAAGUGCUGAAGGAAAGCUAUCGAAAAUUGAAGAAUGGUUAGCCGAAACAGAGCGUCACGGUGAGGCCGAGGAUUCUGGAUUAGUAGCGGAAGUGGCAAAUGAGCAAACCCCGAACAGUUCGGGCGAACUCGAGGAGCACCACGCUCUGGAGGUCCAGCGUAAUCUAUAUCCAUCAAUUCUCCGAUCAAACCGGUGCGACCAACGCCUUUCGGGAAAUUUACCCUUUUCGUCGGUACAGCAGCCGAUUCAACAAGAUCAUCAGGCUGCGUUUGCGUCCACGCGUCCACAGUACAACCGUCUCUCGCAAGGAGUGCACUAUGCGAACAGCACCCAGCUGAAUGCCGUUCACACACUUCGACAGAACGAACGUUGCCAUGUUGGAGGUAACCAGGGACAUUCCGUCUACCCUCAGAGUCAACCGAGAGUCGUGCUUUCGUCGCAACCAGAAAGGCAAUGCGGUCAACAUUCCAGAGAACUUCCAGUUGGACAACCAUUUCGCCAACCGUCAGCUAGGAGAGAAUUUGUCCCGGCGAUGAAUCCAAAUCAAGUGAGUGAAUUUGUUCCAGGUCAACGUUCGACACCAAUUAGAUCAGCUCAGCAGGAUUCAGGUUCACCAGCGUUGGAUGACGAGACCGUCUGCAUCCUCAACAGAAGUCAAAUUGCAGCGCGACAGGCGGUGUCCAGGGAUCUGCCAGAUUUCGAUGGCUCAUUAGAGGACUGGCCACUGUUUUAUGCCAUGUUCAACUCGUCUACGCAGAUGUGCGGGUUCACAAACGAGGAGAACAUGCUCCGACUACGCAAAUGUCUCAAAGGGAAAGCAUUAGAAGCGGUGAAAUGUGAGUUGCUCCAUCCGUCGAACGUGGCGGAUAUUUUAUCGACGUUGAAGAUGUUGUACGGCCGGCCAGAGGCAAUCAUCCAGUCGAUCGUCAAAAAGAUUAGACAUUUGCCUCAACCGAAUACAGAUAAACUUGAGUCACUAGUGAACUUUGCGUUAACAGUGAAAAACAUGGUCGCCACGGUUAGAGCUUGCGAAGUCAACGACUUUAUUUUCAAUGCGUCACUUCGUUACGAAUUGAUCGAACGCCUUCCGGCAACUCUGAAGUUAGAUUGGGCAAGGUUUGCUCGGAAUUAUGCAGAUCCUAAUCUAGCGGACUUUAGUACCUGGUUAUACACCAUAGCUGAAGACGCAAGCACCGUGAUGGCUACUUCAGGCCAGGAGCAAAGAACUCGAGGAAGUAAGAAGGAUGGCUUCCUGAACUUCCACUCCGAAUCGGAAGAGAACGAUGAGAAUGCAAUUCAUUCGCCGAGCAAGCUGAUAUCUGCUUCAACUCAGAGCCCCAUCAGAGAACCGUGUUUGGUGUGCAAGGGAAGUUGCCCUGCUAUUGCCAAGUGUAGCAGAUUUGUCGAUUUCAACUACGAGUCGAAAUGGGCGACAGUGAAAGAAUGCAAGCUUUGCCGCAAAUGUCUACGAAAGCAUAAUGGUUCCUGUAAGCAGCAAAAGAAGUGUGACACGAAUGGAUGUGCAUUUCUGCAUCAUCCCCUUCUCCAUAAACCAGAUAUCCAGAACUCCAAAUCUUCUGGAUCGUUAUCAGAGCCGACUGAACCCGAGCCAAGCUGUAAUGUGCACCAAGGACAGUCUGCAGUGUUGUUCCGCAUCGUCCCGGUCAUACUGUACGGACCAAAGAAGACGAUACAAACAUAUGCAUUCAUAGAUGACGGAUCUGAGCUCACCCUUAUUGAGAGCACUCUUGCCGAAGAACUAGGUGUAGAGGGGCCCAAAAAGUCGCUAUGUUUGAAGUGGACUGGUGGAACACGUAAAAUUGAGAAUGAAUCACAGCAAGUCAACCUAAAAAUAUCCGGAGUAAACAGCGAAGCGACAAAGUUCGAUCUUUUAGGAAUCAGCACUCUAUCCUCUCUACAGAUUCGUCCUCAGACGAUGCUAUUCCCUGAACUGGAAAAACGAUUUUCACAUCUUAAAGGCUUGCCCCUCGAAACGUAUCGGGAAGUCAGCCCACGACUUCUAAUUGGAUUGGACUACGCCAAUCUCGGGCACAGCACAAGGAGCCGAGAAGGAAAAUGGAAUGAGCCUAUCGCCGUGAAAACUCGUUUGGGGUGGAUGAUCUACGGGAACUGUUCUGGAAAAGCUGAUGCUGUUGCAUAUACAAACUACCAUAGUGUGCAAAAGUGUGAAUGUAAUCAAGAAUUUGAUGACAGUCUCCACAAGGCUAUGAAGUCCUACUUUUCGUUGGAUAGCAUGGGAAUCGUCAAACCAAACAAGCUAAUUCUUUCUCAAGAAGACCAGCGGGCACAAGCGUUGUUAGAGUCAUUCACACGUCGAACGAACAAUCGCUACGAGGCCGGCCUUCUCUGGCGAUACGACAAAAUUAGGCUGCCAAACAGCGAAUCAAUGGCUGUUAGGAGGUGGAAGUGUUUGGAAAAUCGGAUGAAUAAGGAUCCAACUCUAGCUGAGGCGCUCAAGCAAAGGAUUAAUGAGCAUAUCGACAAGGGAUACGUUAGAAAGCUGACUUCCGAUGAAAUCAACGAACCACAUGCACGAGUCUGGUAUCUACCGGUUUUCGCAGUUGUAAAUCCAAACAAACCGGACAAGAUACGGGUAGUAUGGGACGCAGCGGCUUCUGUGCAUAACGUUUCCCUAAAUUCUGUUCUCUUGAAAGGACCCGAUCAACUGACGUCGCUUUUAUCUGUACUGAUUAGAUUUCGUGAGCACCGAGUAGCAGUUUGUGGUGACAUUAAAGAAAUGUUUCAUCAAAUACAGAUACGCAAAGAAGAUGAACAUUCUCAACGAUUCCUGUGGAAGAAUGAUGGUGAAAGUGAACCCAGCAUUUACGUCGUUCAGGUAUUGACCUUUGGUGCUUGCUGCUCUCCAAGUAUUGCCCAACAUGUGAAGAACAGCAAUGCAAGACAGUUUGAGCAAGACCAUCCAGAAGCAGUCGAGGCUAUAAUCAAACGACACUACGUCGACGACAUGCUCAUUAGUGUGGAAACGGAGGAACAAGCUGUAAAUCUGGCCCAAGAGGUGAAGGAAAUUCACGCGCACGGUGGCUUUGAAAUUCAUCACUGGAUUUCUAACUCCACAACAGUUCAAGCUGCACUGACAGAGACGGCUUCAAACGAGAAGAAUUUGGACAUCGGGGAGACAGAUACAACCGAAAAAGUUCUCGGGAUGUUUUGGAACACAUCAACUGAUUGUUUUACAUACAAAAAAUCAUCCAGGUAUGACGAAUACUUGUUGUCAGGCAGCCGCCGACCGACCAAACGUGAAGUACUUAGAAUACUCAUGAUGAUUUUUGAUCCAAUGGGCUUCAUAGCACAUAUACUGAUGUUCCUGAAGGUACUCUUGCAAGAGAUUUGGAGAACACCUGUCGGCUGGGAUGAUCCCAUUGAAGACACUCAGUUCGAAAAGUGGAUGACGUGGUUAUCCGUCUUUCCUAAGAUGGAAACGAUUGAAAUACCGCGCUGCUACCGAAGUGUGACGUCAAUUCAAGCGCUAGUUGAAAUGCACACAUUCGUUGAUGCGAGUGAGAACGGGUUUGCGGCUGUUACCUAUCUACGAUUCCAGGAGGGAAAUAUUGUCGAAUGUGCACUAGCGGGAGCAAAGACCAGGGUAGCUCCGCUAAAAUUCUUAUCAAUUCCACGCUCCGAACUACAAGCAGCUCUUCUCGGUGUUCGGUUGGCGGACAGUAUAAUGGCAUCUCUCUCAAUCACGAUAAGCAAGCGACAUUUCUGGACAGAUUCCAAAGAUGUUCUCUGUUGGCUGAAAUCUGACCAUCGCCGUUACAGCCAAUUCGUUGCCUUUCGGGUGAGUGAAAUUUUGGAAUCGACCGAGAUAAACGAAUGGCGUUGGAUUUCAACAAAACUAAAUGUAGCCGAUGAAGGGACAAAGUGGUCAAGACUGCCGGAUCUAUCGUCCGACAACCGUUGGUUCCGUGGACCAGAUUUUCUUUGGCACGACGAGGACUCGUGGCCAGUCUCUCCCAGUUUUGGGGGUUCGACGGUUGAAGAGCUACGCCCACACCUUCUUAUUCACACAACCGGAGCGGAGCCAAUAAUCGAUCCACACAAUUUCUCCAAGUGGUCUCAUCUGCUUCGACGAACCGCUUACCUCUACAGAUUCAUCGGAAACCUAAGACGAUCCACUAAAAUGGAGCCACGUUUCAAUGGUCCACUAACUCAGGAAGAGUUCGUUAAAGCUGAAAACUACUUGUUUCGCCAGGCACAAUCAGAAACCUAUGCAGAUGAAAUCGCUGUUCUGACUACAAAUUGCACCAACAGCUCAUCGAAGCGAAUCAUUCGAAACAAUCCAUUAUUCCGUAGCGCUUUCGUUGACGAAAACGGAGUUAUUCGGAUCCACGGACGAACUCAAGCAUGUCCAUUCGUCAACCGUGAUGCUGCCAACCCUAUAAUACUACCGCGGCAACACCGUAUUACAUGGUUAAUCGUAGCCGACGCUCAUGAAAAGUUUAAUCACCAGAACCACGCCACGAUCAUCAACGAGCUUUUGCAGCGUUACCGAAUUCCUCAAAUCAAGGCUACAUAUCACACGGUUCGUCGAAAUUGCCAAUAUUGCAAAAUCCAAGAGGCAACCCCGCAAGCACCAUUGAUGGCCGACCUUCCUCAGUCACGUUUAGCAGCUUUCAGUAGUCCUUUCACCUACAUGGGAGUGGACUAUUUCGGCCCAAUGCUAGUCUCAGUUGGUCGUCGCUCCGAGAAACGGUGGGGGGUUCUCGCCACAUGCUUAACCACUCGCGCCAUUCACUUGCAAAUCACUCACACACUGACAACCGACUCGUGCGUUAUGGCAAUCCGGAACAUCAUGGCUAGGAGGGGAGUUCCCGCUGUCAUAUACAGCGACCGUGGAACCAACUUUCAAGCUACCAGCAAGGAACUAAAGUUCGCAAUGCAGCAGCUCGACCACGACCGACUUGCAAAUGAGUUCACUUCAAGCCACACUCGCUGGUCUUUUAUCCCACCUCUUUCGCCUCACAUGGGAGGAGCGUGGGAACGGUUGAUCCGUAGCGUUAAGCAAAAUCUUGCUGUGUUGCAACCCAGCAGACUACCCACCGAUGAAGUUUUACAAAACGCAUUCAUAGAAGUGGAGAACAUCGUGAACUCUAGACCACUAACUGAUAUUCCGGUAGACAAUGACGAUUCGCCCGUGUUGACGCCUAACCACUUCUUGUUAGGUUCAGCAAAUGGCCUGAGGUCAUGGGUUCCAUUUGAUGAUAGUCCCGUGACCCUCCGAAACUGCUAUACCCAGUCCCAAGCCAUGGCAAACGUAUUCUGGAAGCGGUGGUUACGAGACUAUCUGCCAACAAUUACACGAAGGACCAAGUGGUUUACACCGGUCAAACCAAUCACCGUUGGAGAUAUCGUCAUCAUCGUUGACCCGAAGUUACCCCGAAACUGUUGGCCAAAGGGCAGAGUCAUUGCUACGCACAAGGCUCCAGAUGGUCAAGUCCGUCGUGCCACCGUACAGACUGCGUCCGGUGGAAUCUACGAGCGAUCAGCAGUAUCGUUGGCUGUUCUCGACGUCGGCGUUAGAGGAAAUACGCAGCCCGGGAGUCCAUUGCGCAUUUCGGGGGGGACUGUUAACUACGCCUGGUCGACCCCAUCUAAUUCUACACCACUGUGUAACACACACGGUGGUGAUCCAGUGACUGUAUGCGGGACGUCCAACGUGGUGGCAAAGAUACAAUAGACUGUCGGUUUUCAAUCAUAUUACAUCAUUGCUUGCGAAUUGUUUAGUAGUACGUUGCCGCUGCACAUUAUGUAAUCUUUUUUAGAUAUUAAUAUUGAGCCUAUCUAACUUAAUGAAUUUAUUUCCUAGAGUACGCCAUAAUUUCUACACUUGAGAGUGAAUUCGGUUUCAAUUAAGAUUUGUUGGGUGAUACAGUUUCGAAGGUGAGCAUACAUAUGCUGUAUAAGAUUAGGUGCAAUUUGUUGACAUUAUAACUUGUUGCUAUAUGAUUAGGAAUUAAUAGUUGAGCAAGAGGCCUGCAAGUUAAUCCUAGAAAAGACGUUGGCUGGUAUAGUUUGAAAGGGGUUCCACAAUCGUCCGACAAGGGACACUGUUGCGAGAGUUACGAUCUGAGGCUGGAUCACUAAGAGUAAGCUCGUUAUGAUUACGCAGAGGAGUAAGAAUGCUAAUGAAUUUGUAUUUUUAGGAAUUUUAUAAUUUAUCCCACCUUGAGAAUAAAUUCAUUGAAUUUAGGUCCAGUAUCCUCAUUGCCUUCGCAACAGGAGGGUUUUUUCCCAGUUU